AUGCCGCAAGAAUCAAAAGCGGUCGCCGACGAUGUUUCACCGCCGCCCAAGGCGUCUCCUGAGGUUUUGAACGUCGGAAAGCCUGGCUACUUUUCGCGACGACGGAUCUUGGGACCCGUUGACAAGGAAUAUGGAGAUGCCGUCUUGCUGGUGCACUCAUUCGUGACGGGUCUGGUCGAUGCGGCGUCAUUCGCCAACUGGGGUGUUUUUGUGGGAAUGCAAACUGGAAACACUGUUAUCCUGGGUCUCUCGACUGCUGGUCUACCGGAUAACCCUCACGCCUGGACAACUACUCUUGUCUCUCUAGCCUCCUUCCUCAUCGGCGCCUUCCUCACCUUCCGUAGCACUACGCUCGUAUCACCCAAGGGCAUCUCUAACAACCGUCUCUGGCUCGGCACCAUCCUCCUCAUCCAGGCCCUUCUUAUUGUCAUCUCUGCCGCCAUCGUCAGCGCAAAUCUUGUCCCUCACAAUCGCCCUGGAUACCCCGAUGACGAGCACAAAGCUGGUGUCAUCAACAACAUUCUGAUUGUCAGCUUAUUCCCGCCUCUCGGUUUCCAAUCUGGAAUGCAGAUUGCCACUAGUCGCUUGUUGGGCUACAACGAGUUGCCGGUCAACGUGUUGACGAGUACUUAUUGUGAUUUGAUGGGUGACGCCAAGUUGUUUGCUUUGCACAACGUCAAGAGGAAUAGAAGGGCUGCCGCUGUGGUGUUGUUGUUUGGAGGUGCUGUUAUCAGUGGGUGGCUUAUGCGCAGUCAGGGUGGUUUGCAGAGUGUGCUGUGGCUUGCUGCUGGCAUCAAGUUGUUGGCUGCACUGUUUACAUUGAUCGCCCACCCUGCGAAGAAGGAUUGA
This is a messenger RNA of Aureobasidium namibiae CBS 147.97, 849 nucleotides long. RefSeq lists its product as uncharacterized. The coding region runs from base 1 to 849 and encodes 282 amino acids. The record is from RefSeq and is a predicted model, not a curated record. NCBI's taxonomy places the organism in Eukaryota, Fungi, Ascomycota, Dothideomycetes, Dothideales, Saccotheciaceae. The transcript is spliced from 2 exons.